Molecule: messenger RNA, 1038 nt
Organism: Aspergillus brunneoviolaceus CBS 621.78
Lineage: Eukaryota; Fungi; Ascomycota; Eurotiomycetes; Eurotiales; Aspergillaceae
Product: ATP synthase complex assembly protein ATP12
Exons: 3
Coding region: 1-894 (297 amino acids)
Biological process (GO): mitochondrial proton-transporting ATP synthase complex assembly
Cellular component (GO): mitochondrion
Source: RefSeq, a predicted model, not a curated record
AUGCAUUCACUCGAAAAGGAGGCGAAUGCGCGUCCAGAAAAGCCCUCUUCAGGACUCAAGAAGCGCUUCUGGAAGGAUGUUAGUGUUCGGAAAAAGUCAGAAGGCAAUUACGAAGUCUUGCUGGACACCCGCCCCAUAAGAACGCCGUCCAAAGAUGCCUUGUCCAUACCCUCGACGAAACCUUACCUAGCGCAUGCGAUUGCUUUGGAGUGGGAUGUGAUGACUACCGCCCAGCAAGCUCUGAAAAAUCAUCUUAUUCCGCUGACAUCUCUUACGGCGCGUGCGGCGGAUAUUGCUCGAGAGGAUGAGGAAGGCAUAUCGUCCGCAAGGGAUCAGAUUGUGAAGACCGCGAUGCGUUAUCUGGACACCGACACACUACUAUGCUGGGUGCCCGAGCCUGCUGACUGUCUUAGAGAAACCAACGAAAAUGGUGAAAAACUCGAAAGUCUUCGAGAGGCGCAGAUGAGGGUCGCCAAUGAUACUAUUGCCUUCCUGGGUACCAAGGUCUGGCCCGGAGUUGAUAUUCGACCAAUUCUAGAUGCCGACAGCAUUCUGCCCGUAUCCCAGCCGCAAGUCACCAAGGAUAUCAUUCGACAGUGGGUCAUGAAUCUGCAUGCUUUUGAUCUGGCUGCGCUUGAGAGAGGUAUACUCGCAGCGAAGAGUCUUCUGAUCGCUGUUCGACUGGUCGCUGAGUGGAGCGAGAACUUCCGUGGCUUACAACGACCUGGACAGAAAAGAUUUGGGAUUGAAGAUGCAGCAGAAGCGUCCAGUAUGGAAGUUAAGUGGCAGACGGAUAUGUGGGGCGAGGUGGAAGAUACCCAUGAUGUCGACAAGGAAGACCUUCGUCGACAGCUAGGUAGUGUUAUCGUUGUAGUGAGUGGAGAGACUAGGUGAAGCUCGGGCUAUACAGCCAUCAUUUAAGACUGUUGGUUUAUGUAUGUAUUUUACUCCAUGUAUAAUAGAUUUUACCUUUUCCUUCAACCGUGCGCCCGUUUGCCGAAGCGCGCGAAGCGAUGAGCAGUUAUACUCAAUUGUCGG